This is a messenger RNA of Dendrobium catenatum, 1972 nucleotides long. RefSeq names its product arginine biosynthesis bifunctional protein ArgJ, chloroplastic. The transcript is spliced from 18 exons. The record is from RefSeq and is a predicted model, not a curated record. NCBI's taxonomy places the organism in Eukaryota, Viridiplantae, Streptophyta, Magnoliopsida, Asparagales, Orchidaceae. Bases 81 to 1691 code for a protein of 536 amino acids. Gene Ontology annotation, molecular function: L-glutamate N-acetyltransferase activity, acting on acetyl-L-ornithine as donor; L-glutamate N-acetyltransferase activity, acting on acetyl-CoA as donor. Gene Ontology annotation, biological process: L-arginine biosynthetic process; L-ornithine biosynthetic process.
GUUAUAUCCAGGAUAGAGGGAAGGAAAAUUAUUCUGAGAGAUAGGAGCAGGUUUCAUCAGUUCAAAGAAGGAUUCUGCUCAUGCAAAGACUACUGGUAGAUUAUAUAGUAUUUCAUGGGCAGAGAAGGAAAGGCAGUUUCACCGCUUCGGAGUUGGGUUCUGUACUUUGUGGUUGCACUCCCUCUGGAAGUCCAAGGCAGCCUCUGCUGAAUUUUGCUUUGGAAAGAGAUUCUGACCACUCUCCUGCUUAUUAUUUCGAUCUGGAAAUCGUUUCUUCGAUUGCUCCUGCAAUGGCUCUGGCACUGAACCAUCCCAUCUCUGUCGGCGUUAAAGAAAAAUUUCGGAGUUGUGAUGGACCUUACCAGCGGGGGAAAAGGGUUUCAACCAUCGUUUGCGUGGAUGUGGGAACUGCUUCCAUAUGCAUUCCCGCCGCUCCGAUAGUUAUUCCGGAAGGACCCUGGAAGCAGAUACCAGGUGGUGUUACUGCUGCAAAAGGAUUCAAAGCUGCAGGACUGUAUGGCGGUUUACGUGCAAAAGGAGAAAAGCCUGAUUUGGCUCUAGUAACAUGUGAUGUUGAUGCCAUUGUAGCAGGGGUAUUCACUAAGAACAUUGUUGCUGCUGCACCAGUUAUCUACUGCAGAAAUGUACUAAAAAAUUCAAAUACGGCACGAGCAAUAUUGAUUAAUGCUGGUCAAGCGAAUGCUGCAACCGGCAAUCCAGGUUAUCAGGAUGCAGUAGAAUGUGCACAUUCAGUUGCCCAGUUUCUUCAGGUGAGACAAGAAGAUGUAAUGAUCCAAUCAACUGGUGUUAUUGGUCAAAGAAUUAAAAAGGAAGCUCUUUUAAAUUCACUUCCCAGACUGGUUAAUUCCCUAUCAUCAACAGUUGAAGGGGCAGAUGCUGCAGCUGUUGCUAUCACCACCACUGAUCUUGUCAGCAAAAGUGUUGCCAUAGAGGCUGAGGUUGGAGGAGCACAUGUAAAAGUUGGGGGAAUGACCAAAGGUUCAGGAAUGAUUCACCCAAACAUGGCAACUAUGCUCGGUGUUGUAACAACUGAUGCUCCGGUCACCAGUGAUUUAUGGAGAGAGAUGGUCCGAAUAUCAGCAAACAGAAGUUUCAACCAGAUCAGUGUAGAUGGAGAUACGAGUACCAAUGAUUGUAUCAUUGCUUUGGCCAGUGGAUUAGCUGGUCCAGUCAAGAUAUCUUCAUUUAAUAGCAUAGAGGGAUGUCAACUUCAAGCGUGCCUUGAUGCGGUUAUGCAAGGCCUUGCAAAAUCAGUGGCUUGGGAUGGUGAGGGAGCAACAUGCUUGCUUGAGGUGGUUGUUUUUGGUGCCAAUAAUGAGGCAGAAGCUGCAAAGAUUGCUCGGACAGUGGCAUCUUCUUCACUUGUAAAAGCAGCUGUCUAUGGAAGGGAUCCUAAUUGGGGUCGCAUAGCAUGUGCUGUUGGCUAUGCUGGCAUUGAUUUUGACCUUAAUGAUCUUCACUUAUCAUUGGGAGAUAUUCCUCUCAUGCGCAGUGGCCAGCCACUUCCGUUUGAUAGGGUCGAAGCCAGCACUUAUCUGAAACAGGCUGGAGAGUCUCACGGCACUGUAAAGAUCCACAUUUCUAUAGGCAAUGGAAGAGGGUGCGGAAAGGCUUGGGGAUGCGAUUUGAGUUAUGAUUAUGUUAAAAUAAACGCUGAAUAUACUACUUGAUGCUUAAGAGACAAGUCAUGCUAUUCACCUAAGGUGUGCAAAUCUUUCAUGAGUGUAGGAUUUGUCGUUUUGACAUUCUUGGAAUUAAGUUUUUUUUUAUGUAUUUUAUUUUUUAAAAAAAGGGAAAUGUACACUUAAGACGUCCUGGAAUCCAUUUUCUACUUAUUUUGUGUGUUUAUUUGUAUCAUGUACUGUACCAAAAAUUUUGUAGUGUACUUUUGAGAUCUGAAUGCUUUAUGCUCUCUGCAAUUGGAAAAAUUAUUACGUUCAUACUUCAAACA